UCAUAAUCCACCCAAAGUCUCCAUUUCUCCUAGAGCUUAACCCAAGAAAGAGAAUAUCAUCAGUCAAGGAUCAUGAGCGGGAAUCUAGAAGCAGUCCUUAGUUCGGGAGAGAAGAUCCCAUUACUAGGCAUGGGAACAGCGGCCGCGGCCAUCUCUGAUGAUCUCGUGUCCACAUUCAUCCAGGCUAUCGAUCUUGGCUACAGGCACUUCGACACGGCGGCACUGUAUGGGACGGAACGGUACCUUGGUGAAGCCAUAGCAGAAGCACUCCAGCGUGGCAUAAUCAAGAACCGCAGCGAGCUCUUCAUCACCUCCAAGUUAUGGUGCACCGAUGCGCACUGUGACCGGGUCCUUCCGGCGCUCAAGGAAACCUUAGGGAAUCUAGGGUUGGAGUACCUCGAUCUCUAUCUCAUUCAUUGGCCCGUGAGCUUGAAGCCAGGGAAAAGAGGAUUUCCCAUCAACAAGGACGACCUUCUCCCCAUUGAUUUAAAAUCUGUAUGGGAAUCAAUGGAGGAGUGUCAAAAGCUGGGCCUCACAAAAUCAAUUGGUGUCAGCAACUUCUCUUCCAAGAAGCUAUUGGAACUAAUGGCUCAUGCCAAGAUACCUCCAGCAGUGAAUCAGGUGGAAAUGAACGCAGCAUGGCAGCAAAGCAAGCUCAGAGAGUUCUGCAAGGCGCAUGGAAUUCACGUUACUGCAUGGUCUCCACUUGCGGCCAAUGGAGCCUCCUGGGGAUCGCUUGUAGUGAUGGAGAGUCCAAUCCUUCAACAAAUUGCAAACGCUAGGGGAAAAACCGUUGCUCAGGUUUCUCUAAGGUGGUUGCAUGAACAAGGAGUGAGUGUGGUGGUGAAAAGUUUCAACAAGGAUAGAAUGAAACAGAAUCUUCAGAUCUUCGAUUGGGAAUUGAGUGAGCAAGAUUUGGCAGAAAUCAGUCAGAUUCCACAGCGUAGGGGAUGUUCAGGAGAAAUCUUUGUUUCACCAGGUGGGCCAUUCAAAACAAUAGAGGAGAUAUGGGACGAGGAGGCAUAACACGCCUCGUAUUAUUGCCCCGUGUGUGUUAUGAUAGAACGGUCUGCUAAUUCCUCACAUGUGCCGAUGUGGAACACAUGUAAGAUUUGGGAUCCUUAAGGUGGGUUAUACUUUUUAGAUCUUAUGAGCUAAAAAUUUAAGCCAUUGCGAGUCUCAUAAGGGCCACAACAUAUGAAAGAUAUAUUCAUUUAAUCUCUAGUUUAUUACUUUGUACAUUGUGGCCCACAUGAGAGCUGAAACUGCCUAAUCUUCCAGGCGAAGAUUUAAGCGCUGUUUUCAACCAGAUGAAAAGCUCCACAGGCAUGUAAAAUAAUCAAACAUGGUCCAUAUAGAUACUAUCAGUGAAAACUGAUAAAAAUGAACAAUACUCUGCUUCAGAU
Magnolia sinica is the source of this 1406-nucleotide messenger RNA. Its product is annotated as non-functional NADPH-dependent codeinone reductase 2-like. Bases 73 to 1026 code for a protein of 317 amino acids. Lineage: Eukaryota; Viridiplantae; Streptophyta; Magnoliopsida; Magnoliales; Magnoliaceae. The record is from RefSeq and is a predicted model, not a curated record. Gene Ontology annotation, cellular component: cytosol. The transcript is spliced from 4 exons. Gene Ontology annotation, molecular function: aldose reductase (NADPH) activity.